CACUACAAAGUUCAAAGUGCUGCCCUGGGUGCCAGUGCUCCUGGUAAUCCACCUCAACGAGAGGAUUAGCUCUGAGCAACUGGGAGCUGAGCUUGUCCUUGCUAGCAAAGCACUCAAACUAGCUGCAUUGGUGGGGGGGGGAAUUUUUCACACCCCUGAGCCAGUAAGUUAAAGCGCUUUAAUUUGCCAUUAUAGAUAAUCCCUGAGACUUAAUUCAGUGAAACAUUUUACAUCUAUACCCUCAGAAACAAAGAAUCCCUUAUCACUAUAUCUGAUUGCAUAGAGUCUCCUAGCAGUUUCCCAAGUUGUCUUAUCUGCUGCUGGGAUUCCCUGCAUUUUUAAAUUUAAUUUUUUCUUCUCAUUUUAGAGCUAAAUGAAUUUCUGGCUUAGUGUCAAAACUUUGUUUUGAGUCAAUCCACCAGUGGGGAUUGCAUUUUUGCAACUGUUAUUUUGCCUCUCAGUCUAGCCCUUAGUGUUUUUUCGCAUGCCAUUGUGUACAACUUGAUUCUCAAAUAUUCAAUAAAGGCAGUAUACUAUCUCCUAUAACAUCUGUCUCCCUGGAAAAAAUAUCUAUUGUAAUUUUUGCAGAAAAUUAGAACUGCCAUUGUGGGUCAGACGAAUAGUCCGCCUAAUCUAGUAUCCUGUCUUGUGAUAGUGGUCAAUGCCAGGUGCUUCUAAGGGCAUGAUCAGACCAGGCAAUGACUCAGUGAACCAUCCCAUUGUCCGCUCCCAGCAUCUAGCAGUCAAAGCUACACAAUGUCUUCUGGAAACAUCCAGGGAUCCCAGACAUUAAUUAAACCAGCAUUCAGUGAAAAAGAAGCCACUGAGUUAGUUGAAAGGGUAUUUGGAUUAAAAGUAUCUGUGAUCAGAUCACUCCCAAGCUAUGAUGAUCAGAAUUUUCACGUGCACGUUUCAAGAAGUGAGGGAACAGCAGACUGUGCUGACAAGUAUGUUCUCAAAAUCACCAACUGUGAAGACAGCCAGAAUCCUGAACUCAUUGAAGUGCAGACCCAGAUCAUGAUAUUUUUGAAUGUUGAAGGGUUUCCUUCAGCUACGCCCCAUCUUACUAAAGAUGGUAACAUAAUGUCUCUAGAAUCAUUAGGUACAGGUUCUGUGACAAAAAAGUACAUGGUGAGACUGCUGACCUACCUCCCAGGCAUGACCGUGGCAACCAUCUCUACAAAUCCUCACAUUUUAUACGAGAUUGGGAAACUAGCUGCCAGAUUGGAUAAAACUCUCACAGAGAAAUUCCAUCAUCCAUCAAUAAAAAGUCUGCAUCGAGGGAAGUUCAUUUGGAACUUGGCAAAUGUUCCUCUUCUAGAGCAGUAUAUUCAUGCCUUGGGCCAGAACAGUUAUCGUGAAGUUGUGGAGCAAGUUAUUCAGCAGUUCAAAGAUAAAAUAGUACCCAAGCUAAGGAAUUUUCGAGCCUGUAUCAAUCAUGGGGACCUUAAUGAUCAUAAUAUCUUAUUAGAUUCCAACACUGCUUCACCAGAGAAUCCACAAUAUAGAGUGUCCGGUAUUUUGGACUUUAGUGACAUGAGCUAUGGUUACUAUGUAUUUGAAUUAGCAAUAACUAUCAUGUACAUGAUGAUUGAGAGCAAGGAUCCUCUCAGUGUGGGAGGGCAUGUUCUUGCAGGGUUUGAAAGCAUUGUACCAUUGACAAUAGAGGAGAGAGAUGCCCUGUUUCUCUUGGUGAGUAGUAGAUUUUCUCAGUCACUUGUAAUAGCCUCAUACACUUUCCUCUUGUAUCCUGAGAACAAAGAAUACCUAAUGAUCACAGCAAAAACUGGAUGGAAGCACUUAUUAAGAAUGUUUGACAUGGGCCAAGAAGCUGUAGAGAAGAUUUGGUUUGAGACUGCAAAGGCAUAUAUGAACAAUGAACCCGUGUAGCUUUCAUACCUUUAUUACAGACACAAAUGUUCAUAUACUUACAAGUAAAGAUGCACUUGACAAUUUAUGUAAUUGUACAAUUUUUAUUCACAACAUUUUUAAAGCAAUUUUAAGAUAAAAUAAUGCAUUGAGAAUGUUUCAUAGAUGCAUCAAUGGCUCUUAAGACAAUGAUUUUUUUAAAAAAACUACAAGUUGUCUGCUCAUGUUCAGAGACCAGGGUGAUGCAUGCACACUGAAUACUUACACACCCAAACAGCCAGUCAUGGAUACACCUAAAGACAGUCACUUGGUUUGGUAAAUGUGCAUUGAAAUUGUACAUUUUUCACAGGUAAUUGUCCAUGUACUGUUUAGAAAAUUGGGCUUAACAUUGUUACCUGGCAGUUCUGUGUACUUGGGGAACCAGGGCGCAGUACCCAGCCUGUCUGACUCAUGAAAGACCUUCCCCCCGUUGCCCCGCAUCUGCUUGAAUCAAAACCAAUCAGAAGAAAGACUUACAAAAAGCAAUGAAAAAGCAGUGGGGGACACACCUAAACCCCUGGGAUAAGGGUGACAGGAUUAAGGAAACUCCCCUUGCCUCAUUUACAUCGAAGAUAGGACAAGGAGGCAUCUCCAUAAGCAUACAGAAUGGAGAACAGAGAUUCCAAGGCAAGAAUCACAGGGAACUCUGGGACCAGAAAAAAAGAGAAGCACUCCAUGACAGGGGAUCUCUGCUCCAGAUGUUAAUGAACCCACGCCUGCACACACUCGGCUCAGUAGUUAUCAGACCAAUUCUAGGAAUAAAUCCUUUAUUGGUAUCCAAAAUAGUGAAGCUCCCUAAUUGCAUUGUGAGCUCCCUCCAAGGACCAUCACUCUUAGCCAGGAAUGAUCAGCUCCCGUUAUAUAGCCUUAACAAAACAACUUUGGUAUACUCCCUUGAGCUAUCAGUUUACAAAUAAAUUUAGAAUUCUCCCUUGAACCAUUGUUGUUUCUCUACAAAAACCCCACCCAUGCCCAAGUAAGUGUUCUGAUGCCUGGAUCCAAAAUCUGAAUCAGUUCUGUUGGGACUUCAUCUUCUCCUGACAGAUCGUGCUGGGGCCUCUGCCUGUCUCCAGCACUCCGGACCCUCAACUACCACCACCUUCUGGGACCCCUGAUCAAUUCAAGCUUCACGGAGUGCUGAGAACCCAUCUCUCUCUCUCUCUAGGUAUAGCCUUCUGACCCUGAAACUUGUGUGAUUAGUUAUCAUUUUCUAAACCUGACUUUUAUAAUCAAAUUUAAGUUAGAUUUAAUAUUAUAACUCUUUUGUUUGUUUGGCUCCCCUAUGGUUAUUACCUGGCAAUAAAUAACUUUCAUGAUUAA
Messenger RNA from Dermochelys coriacea (leatherback sea turtle), 3228 nucleotides. It is a transcript of the gene HYKK, whose product is annotated as hydroxylysine kinase. The transcript has 5 exons. The coding region runs from base 757 to 1890 and encodes 377 amino acids. Lineage: Eukaryota; Metazoa; Chordata; Testudines; Dermochelyidae. The record is from RefSeq and is a predicted model, not a curated record. Gene Ontology annotation, molecular function: amino acid kinase activity.